Xiphophorus hellerii (green swordtail) is the source of this 3538-nucleotide messenger RNA. RefSeq names its product La ribonucleoprotein 6, translational regulator a (gene larp6a). Gene Ontology annotation, biological process: RNA processing. Gene Ontology annotation, molecular function: mRNA binding. Lineage: Eukaryota; Metazoa; Chordata; Actinopteri; Cyprinodontiformes; Poeciliidae. The record is from RefSeq and is a predicted model, not a curated record. Bases 543 to 2693 code for a protein of 716 amino acids. Gene Ontology annotation, cellular component: ribonucleoprotein complex; nucleus. The transcript has 3 exons.
GUCUGUCUAACCUUCUUAUUUUGAUAGGAAGUAAAACACCUCCACAUACCUUCUGCAAGUGGUGUUUUUGUAACUUAUGAACCAAAACACUAAAUAGAAGUGACGAUGUGCUUUUUAAAAGCCCUGAAAUAAUUUAGUGUCUGUGACUUUAAAUACUGUAAGUAGACCAAUUUUGACCUAAAUAUGUCAUCCAGGACGGCUGCAGGACUGAGUUGCAACUUGUUUCUUGAAUACAAUUGCUGUCAAUUGCCUGAAAAUGUAUUCGGCAUGUUAGACCCCCCGGUCAGAGAGGGGAUAUGCAAAUCUGUAGGGGUGGAGCAAUCCCGUCUUAAUGGCACCUCUUGUCAUUAAUUCUUACUUUCUCCCUUUAACUUGGCUCCUUGACGCUCUUAUGCACUUGCUCAACCUUCGCUCCACGCGCUGACAGAGGCAAAAAGCCAAUUAUUCAAUUAACGGUGUUAGCCAAGGGGUCGGCCUUGGCACAGCCUUUUCCCAAUUAGACACAAACACGUGUACCCUCUCCCCUACUUAGAGAUGGGCGAAUGGGGCACGCGUGUUUUCACAGAUACAGACAACACUCCGAAUGUCUAAAAAAAAUCAGCGCGUGUAAGCGAAACACGACAAGCAGAAAUAUGCACGCUUUAGUGAACGCCUUCAUGCGAUGCCUCCUCUUUCUCCUGCCUCCUUCUUGGCUUUGUGUCAGCUCUUGCUUGUGGGUUGGGAAUGACUGCGAAGACGCGCUGCAGCGGCCCAAUCCGAGAGCUCGUUUCAAAAGCAGAAAGCCUCUUACAUAUGAGGAAGUAAGGGCGGCAGCAGAAGGAGGCUCCAGCCCCUCGGUCUCACUUGGUCCAGGCUGCGUCUCGCUGGCCGCUACAAGCCCCGCUGCUCUUCAGGGCCCUCCAAAGGCUCGGAUCUGGGUCGGGGCUCUCUGGCGAGCCGUGGAGCGCAUCUUUGGAGCCCCCUGGGUCUUUCUCCGCCAUCGCUGGAGUCCGAAGGAGCGUCGAACAGCUUUGCGCAUUCCUUGUCCUGCCAGCGCUUUUGAGCCGAGACAGAUUAGAAGCUUCCAGGGAGCAAGCGCUGCCGCUGCUUCUGUUACUACCAUCCGUGACUGGGAGGGACACGGAGGAGCCGCCUGGACCCAGUGGAGCAACAUGAGCGGAGCCGUGGGGGUCCCCGGCGUGAACCCGGCGGAGCUAGCCUCGGAUGCGCCCGCGGACCCGAGCGUCGAUGAGGUAAUCACCGUGGACCAGCACUCGCAAGAGAUGGGGACGGUGACGAUCACCGUGGCGAUUCAGGCAGCGGAGGACGAGGAGCCGGAGGAAGAGCGCCCCGGUAAUGUUGAGUGCCUCCGAGGCAGCUGCAGCGAGGACGAGCUGGGGAGACACGACAAAUCAAGUGGUGCCGGCACCAGUGGAGGGGAGUUGGAGGAGGAGAGCUGGCAGCCUCCAGAUACGGAGCUCAUCCAAAAGCUGGUCACUCAGAUUGAGUUUUACCUGUCUGAUGAGAACCUGGAGCACGAUGCCUUCCUGCUCAAGCACGUCAGACGCAAUAAACUUGGGUUUGUUAGCGUCAAGUUGCUCACCUCGUUCAAAAAGGUGAAACACUUGACUCGUGACUGGAGAACAACCGCCUAUGCACUAAAACACUCAAAGAUCCUUGAGCUGAAUGAUGAGGGUCGUAAGGUACGCCGCAAAUCUGCGGUGCCAGUCUUUGCCAGCGAGUCGUUGCCCAGCCGCAUGCUACUGCUGAGCGAUCUGCAGAAGUGGCCUGAACUGGCUGCUCUCACUAAGGAUAAUGGAAGCAAUGAGGGAGGAGCAACCCAGCAGGAACAGCUGAUGAAACUGCUGCUCAAAGCAUUUGGGACAUACGGUGCCAUCGCCUCAGUCAGAGUCCUAAAGCCAGGGAAGGACCUGCCUGCGGAUCUCAAGAGGCUGAGCGGGCGGUACGCACAGCUGGGGAAUGAGGAGUGUGCUAUUGUGGAGUUUGAGGAGGUGGAGGCUGCUGUUAAAGCCAAUGAGGCUGUUGGGGGUGAAGAUGGAGGAACAGGUUCGCUGGGGUUAAAAGUGGUCCUGAUAGGAACCAAGCCACCGAAGAAGAAAGUACUCAAAGAGCGACCUCGCGAGGAGGGGGGAAUGCGCAAAAGUCGUUCUCUCAACAGCAGAGUCCGAGAGCUUCAGUACCACGGGGAUGACUCUGCAUGCAGCUCAUCAGAAACAGAAAGCACCCCCACAUCACCCAGGCUAGCUAGGAAGUCCCAAUCCUGCAAUAAACUAAGUCCCACCACUGCUGGCAUCAGCUUCCAGAACAAUCAUCUAAGUCCUGGUAUAUCCCCGCGCAACAGCCCCUGGUCUAGCCCCCGAGCCAGCCCUUGUCCCCAGCGGAAAGCCCCCCACUCCCACAAGUCUCCCUUGCUUGGCGAUGGCAGGCUGAGCCCCGAGGCUGGGCGCCGGUGGGCAGACUACUCCUCAGACAGUAGCCUGACCCCUUCAGGGAGCCCAUGGGUUCAGCGGCGCAAGCAGGUGGCAUCUCAGGAGAGCAGUCCAGUCGGCAGCCCGAUGCUGGGUAGAAAAAUCCAGAAUGCCGAUGGGCUGCCGCCAGGAGUAAUGAGGUUACCGAGGGGUCCGGAUGGAACCCGUGGUUUUCAUGGAGUCACAGUUGCCGAGAGGGGAAAGACUGCUGCCACACAGACUUGAUAACGUGGCAUGUUGUGACGCAUUUCACAUCCCCCAGAAACAAAAUGAGAGGUUCCUGGCCUUGUUGCUCAGCCCCCUCCUACAUUUGAGACUGUGUAGAUAUAUUUUUGUUGAGUGCAUCGGUUUUCAGUCUUUGUUAUAUUUUUAUACGACAUUUUUUGUUACCAUGGUAACAUUAGGGGUUUACCAAUGGAAAUUAAAGUGAAUGUAAACUAAUUAUGGCUUUGAGAGAAAGCUACAGAUGCCACUGAAAGGGACCAUGUUGCCUCCAUUUUUCUCUAAACUUCUCUAAACUUUAGUUUCUCUAAACUUGAGGUAAGCUGGAGAAAAGAAUUUCACCUUUUUUUCUUUUGCUCCCCCCUCCCCUCACUGUAAACUGUCUUGUCCAGUGUAAAUGUUUGCAACAUUGUCUUUGGAUGACAUUUAGAUGUUUAAGUGGCAUAUAGGCACAUGGACUUGGAUAUCACCAUAUGCCUUUUCUUUAUUUGUCAAGCAUACAUUUGUUUUCACAUGCUGUUUAAAUUGAGGCCAUACCAGCUUCACUGCCAUAAAUGGUAAAUGUCACAUUUGGUUUAGUUCAGUUUUAAUUAUUUUUCUUUCAUUAUGGUUAGCAUUCUUUGGCACUUUGUAGGGUUCUCCUCUUGCCCUGCAUGUGCUUGGCAGGCAGCUGCUUUAUUUAUUUUUAUUUUUCCAGUCUAAACCCACAGUGGGUUUUUGAGGGAGAUUCAGGUCAGGAAGGAUAGAUGCUCUUAUGUUUCUGGAUUCUUUUCUUUUGCCUUCACAUCAGAGCUGGGGUAUUUGUACUCUAAAAUUCCUAUUGUACAAAUAAAUCACUGAAACUGCCA